This is a messenger RNA of Oppiella nova, 873 nucleotides long. The record is from the annotation of a GenBank genome assembly. NCBI's taxonomy places the organism in Eukaryota, Metazoa, Arthropoda, Arachnida, Sarcoptiformes, Oppiidae.
AUGACAGGUCAUUUAGUGUCGGACAGUGUGUACGGAAGGGUAGCAUUUGACGACCCGAUGUGGACCACAAACCAGAUAUACAGCCAAUCAUUCAUACACGCCAUCAGCGCCUGCAGUGCUUUCGUGGCAUUCAUUUGGUCGGUGUUUGUCAUAAAUCAACAAAAAGAGAAAAUACUAUUUGACGAGAGUUUUGGUGACAAUAGUUAUGAACUCAAAGACUAUAAUAGUUACCAUAAACAGAAACAACAGGUCGGAAAUCAAAUCAAACAGUUGUUUCACUUCAAUAACAUUAAGCAGACAUUUGUUACGGUGUUUCGGAAGCGGCCGAACACUACCAGAGCCCAGAUAUGGCUCACCAUUUGCGGCACCACUUGCUAUCUCUAUGUCUUCAUAUCUGUGCCCUCUUUUGUCGAUGAAUUUUACGAACAGAUCUACGGCUGGUAUACCACCGACUUUGCCGAAUACCAGGCCUCGGGAACGGUAGUCAAGUGCCUGUUUGUGUUGACUGCAACUAUCAUCCUCACCAAGUUGUAUCACUUUGAAGACAUGGCUCUAACGGUGUUUGGAUUCUCGAGCCUAACGUUGAAACUGAUAAUAUUGGCCACAAUUGUCAAUCCCGUCGGGUAUUACAUAUCAGUGGCGGUCAGCGGUGUCGAGUGGAUGGCAAACGUGGGAUUGAGAGCCCAGUUGUCAAACCUGGUGUCCCCCACAGAAUUGGGCAAAAUAUUCACGCUAUUAACGAUCAUUGACGUCGUUGUGCCCCCAGUGGUGAAUAUUUUGCCCAAUUCUGUGGGGGACACCAGGUUUGACAACUGGGCUCUCAAUCCCACGUUUGCCAUCCACUCGACACCGCUGACCGCCACUGAUAUGUAA